Molecule: messenger RNA, 1875 nt
Organism: Didymosphaeria variabile
Lineage: Eukaryota; Fungi; Ascomycota; Dothideomycetes; Pleosporales; Didymosphaeriaceae
Exons: 2
Coding region: 1-1875 (624 amino acids)
Biological process (GO): regulation of DNA-templated transcription; DNA-templated transcription
Cellular component (GO): nucleus
Molecular function (GO): DNA-binding transcription factor activity, RNA polymerase II-specific; zinc ion binding; transcription cis-regulatory region binding
Source: RefSeq, a predicted model, not a curated record
AUGUUCAACUUGCAGAAGGCGGUGGAACUUCUCCUUCGCCAUUCUCGACUACCACCGCUUGGUCAACCUGAGAGUUUAGAGCCUUCAAACUCAAUGCAAUACGCCGAUACCGAGUGCAGGAGCCAUGCCAAUCCACCUCAGUCACUCACUGAGGUCUCUCCGGCUGCGGCAUCAGUCGACGGAUCUUCGCAGGGAACCUUCACUGCAGAAGGGCCCGAUGCUGGCAUGCACCUCCACGAUGACGACUCAGACUUGGUGCCUUUGCCCAUGAACAAUCUUUACAACCUCACGGACCCGACCAAAUCAAGUCUCAUUAGAGUAGAUCCAUCCGACGUCAAUGGGCCGGAUCUGAUCGAUCAGGGCGUGCUGCCACUCACCGAGGCCGAGUAUCUGUUCGACUUCUAUCGUGAUCACAUCAAUCCCCUUCUUUUGGAUGGCAUGCUGUGUUCGCACAAAACGCUGGGUCAAGCUCGCUCGUCUUCAUCGUUUCUGGUAACCGUUGUGCUCACAGUGGCGGCGCUGCACAUACCCGAGCGCGAAGCCUGCCUGCACGCCACCUAUGGCGCUUUUGUUUCGCUCAUGCGAAGAUCCUGCCUUCUUCGCUGCCAGAAUCUAGACAUCGUACGCGCCCUCUGCAUCGGCGCGUUCUACCUUACAAGUCUCAGCUGGGCCCUGUGCAGCCGCGCCGUCCGCGUCGCCACCGAGAUGAAUCUGCAUAAGUCUUCCCUACAGUUUGCCCGCGGUUCACACCAAGAGUCCUACGAGCGCGUCCGCCUCUGGUAUGCCCUGUACGUGUGUGACCACCAAUUUGCACUGGCCUACGGCCGUCCACCUCUCAUGCACGAGGAUGCCGCCAUCCGCAACGCAGAGAAGCUACUCACGAGUGAGCUCUCAUCCUGGGGCGACAAGGGACUGGUUGGCCAGGUAAAGCUCUUCCGUAUCCUCUCCAGCAUCUGGCUCAUGUACGGCUGCGACCCAGACCUCGAGCUCAGCGGCCACGACUUCGAGAAGCUGCGGUCGUUCAACCUGGCGCUCGACCAGUGGCGGCUAGACCACCAGAGCAGCGACAGCGGUAGCAGUGCGAGAGAGAACCUGGCUCUUCCCCGCGGAAACAUGCUGUACUACCACCUAGCGCGCUUCCAACUAAAUUCAGUUGCGUUGCGUGGUAUAUCUGGCCGAGAAGAGUCGAGCGAUACGCCUGGCCUACGGACCAACUGGGAAAGACAGGAAGCAGCCAACAACGCUAUUGUAGCUGCUAUGAGCACCGCACGCCUCAUCAUUGACGACGAGCCCCUGCAGAGCGGACUCAUUGGGCUACCUAUUUUCGUACAUGCAAUGGUGGCCGUCUGCGCCUCCUUUUUACUCAAGAUGGCUGUUGUGUUUGCCCAGACUCCCCCUUCUUCUUCAUCAGCGAGAGAUAAACCGCUCCGCCUCCCGAACGACCUCGCACAGUACGGCCUAGCGUUCCACACCAGGACAGCCCUCGCCUCUGUGGGGCAGCUCGUCGUCGUCCUCGUCCAUGUCGCCGACAACGCGAGCCAGGGCCACGUUGCAAGACAGGUCGUAAACGGGCUGAAGGAGUUGCUGCAGCGAUUUGAGGAGUCCCCUAGGCAGAGCGGCUUCGUUUACUCGCAGCCACGGCCCUGCCAGCGAGGUGCAGGACAUCAGAUGUCCGCGGACGAGGGCAGCGCGCUUGGAGUGCCCGUGCCGGCGGUGGAGAGGCUGGGAAUAGGGGUUACGGGCGUAGAAAGUGCGAACGAAGGCGUGCUGGCAAUGCAGGAUCCUUUCGAUCUUACGGGGGAUCUCGAUUGGCGGUUUGACGGGAGUUUUCUGUGGGGGAUUGAUGGGAUUGAUGUCACAGGAGGGUUUGCCUAG